GAUUUUCUUUGUCGGAUAAUAUCCGACAGUAACUAGCGUUUUUCCUGUAGUAUCAACGCCGCAAGCUGGCUCACGCACUCCUCAAAGACGCAGCCUCGAGCCUUCCACCCUCGUCGUCGCCGCUGGUGGUUCGCCUCUUGUUCGUGUCUGCCUCUGCUUGCCUCUUGUUUGUCCUGACCUCUGUUCCCCUCUUGUUUGUCGUCUGCCUCUGCUCGCGUCUAGUUCGCCGUCACGAUUUGCCUCUAAUAAGGUUGUGGCCGCAAAGAGAUAGACAUUUGCAUUCGGAAAGGGAACCAUAGCAGCUGAUAAAGGUAGCUGGUGGAGAAGAGCUGGGCUAAGAGCUGGGGCCUUAACAAAAAAGCUGCUGGAGCGACGAGUGUGACAUUUGGCUUCCCCGAGAAUAACCCUGUGAAAGGCACUCCGCGGGAAUGGGGUAAUAUCACUACUUUCAGAGAUGGGAGUGAGAGUUGGGAUGAGCUUUGUAGCGAUGUGGGGAGUCAUGCCCCUCCUUUGAAUGCCUUGGACCCAAUUCAAUCGGUCCUUCAAGUUUACCCUUUUAGUCGCCCUCUGACCCUUCAAGAGUCACAUCAUCUCAUCGAACUCCGUCUUUAACGUAUUCAUCCUUUCCUCCAAGGCAGCGCUAAAAAGAAAGCUCACAAAGCUUCAAGAACAAGGGCUCUGGUGCCAAAUUGUAAGAAACCAAACAUAGAAACUAGAAGGAGUAGUAUAAUAGUGUUAUUCACCCUGAUGAGUCUAGAUCUCAGCAACAAUCCAACAGAAAUAGGGCCCUAUAGGCUAUAGCAACCCCACUCUCCAAGCCAAUUCCCAAAUUCAGCUCGCCUUUCCUUUCCUACCCUUACACCCCUCUUUCCCCGAUAGCAAUUACACGCGCUAUGCACACACCCACAGGUUAGCAUGGCAUUCCCCUUCUCUCAAUGUCUCCCCAAGACCCAAGUUAUCAAUACUCGAGGACCCACUCAAUUUUUCCAAAUUUUCCACUCUCUGAUUCUUCUUAAUUCCAAAAUUGUCCCUGAACCUUUUGCGCCUAUAUAUCCACUACACUGUAGGGUAUUUAUCUGUGUUUUAAAAUGGUGGGUACAACAGCGCCAUGGCGAUAUGGCCUUGAGGAUUUUGUUCGUUCCUUUCUUUUUGUGUUCUUUUUUUCAAUUUACAUAGGUUCAUUAUGUCUACUUCAAGACAACCAAUAUUUUUUUGUUGAGUUUUUAGUAUUUGACUGUGCCAUAAUUGGCAUUUAAGUUCUAUGUCUAAUAUUUUUUGGUGUGUUAUGACUUGAUGUUAUGUUUAUUUGUUAAAUUUGCUGAAUUAAUUGCAUGUCUUGUCAGUAGAUAAUUGCUUAUAUUAAUUAGAUUUUAUAAUUUAUUACAUGUGCAGUUUUUCUUCUUUUUUGUGCAUACAUGUAUUUUUUAGGCCAUCUGCCAUUUCCUGCAAUGCAAUACGCCAUAAUCCGGCAUAUUUUGGCUCUCAGUGAUGACUCGCCAUCAACAAUAAAAAACUAUGAUUUAUCAUCGAAGCUAUUAGAUGCUUGUUUGCGAAGUAGUUAAGUUACAAAUUAAAAAAUUGCUUGAGUCUUAAUGAUUAUAAUUUUCUUUUGAUGUCAUGUUUUUUUAACUUAGGUAGAAAGCACGCCAUGUCUUUAACACUUGAAAAUGGUGACUUUUAUUACAAUUACGAGCAAGGGUCUAGUGAUACCACAUUAGGAGAAAGUGGAUUUUCAGAUCUGCCUUCCUUUCUUCCAUACCGGGUGACGGUCCGUCAAUUUUCUGAAAACAAUGACCAUGAUAAAUUAAGGCGUUGGUUUGAAAGACAACUAGAAUGUACUAUUUACGACAAGAAUAUUUUCUUGAGAAUGAAUUUCCUAGAUUCCUCACAAAAAAGGAUCAUUUCAGAUUGCUACGAAUUGAAUUUAGCUUCUUGGCUAAAGACCAAAUCAAUUCUGAAGGAUAAUUGGGAUGCAAGUAGUUGGUGGAAAACAAUCAAAGAAGAUUUCAUGUUGAUCUUUAAACCUAUUUUUGAAGGUUUAAAGAAAUUGCAUCUCCAGAGACAAUAUCAUGGGAAUUUAACUUUGACAUAUGGCAUCAAAGUUAAAAAGUGCGAUACACAAGUAUGUGGUAUUCUCACCGAUAUGGUGGAGCAAGAUGGACGUGCUGAUUUGGAUAGGAUGCUAUCUACUGAUGUCCAAAUGUUGCAGCUCAUCAUAGAGCAAGUUGUGAAAUUCCCAAACCAACAAUAUUGUAUACCUGCAGAGGUUGACGAGUUAUGCUUCCGUCAACUCGAGCUCCAUACGAGGCAAUACGCCCUAAGAAUCGAAUGGGCUCUGGAUCCGGUUCUCUUCUGGAAUGUAAACAGAAGAAUAAACUUUUUGGAAGCACUCCAAUGGCUGUUUUAUCCUCACGGACAAACACCGAAUGACGAGAUUAUACUUUGUUCUCAAUUUCGGAAAUGGGAUUAUAAUCAUAACGAUGCAUGUUUAACUGAAGUCUACAAGAAGAGCAUACGCAGCAAAGCUAAGAUUUUUGACGACGACUAUAGUGUACUCACAUUCUAUCGGAACUGCAUCCAGCAUGGAAACUUUAAUAAAUGGAAAGAGGCGAAUUCUCCUGAAGAACUUCACGAGACAUUUAUGAGAUAUUAUAAUCUUUUACUUCCAAGUAUAGAGACCAUGAAUGCUAUUUUAGCGCUUGAAAAUCCCUCUGGAAGGAUGAAAGUCUUAGUGUGGUCAUUAGCAUAUCAAAUCGACUUAGUCACAUAGAGGAUAUGUGAAAAAGAUUUAUGCAAAUGUGCUUGCCGAAGAAGUUGUUGCAAAGGAAAAUCCAAGAGGAUUUUUAAAAGAAAAACCUUAGAAUUUCUAGUUUGUUCUUGGGAAUCUCAUCUGGGACAAGUUCCAAAAACCAAACUCCAAUUAAGAUCUGCAGAGUGCCUAGUACUUUAUUAUUAAUUUGCACUUAGUGACCUGUUUUGAAGUUUUAAUAGCAGUGAACUCCUUUAAUUUUUAAGCA
Molecule: messenger RNA, 3017 nt
Organism: Arachis ipaensis
Lineage: Eukaryota; Viridiplantae; Streptophyta; Magnoliopsida; Fabales; Fabaceae
Source: RefSeq, a predicted model, not a curated record